AUGCUGGCGGGGCAACUCUUCCUAUGGCUAGCAACUGCCACAGCGGAUGGACAUGGAGCGCAUGGAGCAUGUGUUGCUCCGGUCCUAUUGCAGCGGCAGCAAUUAUUGCAUGAUGCACUAGCCCAUGGGCAGUAUGGGCACCGUGUGCACGAGGCCGCUUCUCGCAAUGAAAGUGUUGACGAGGGUGACGACGAGAAAGAGAAGGAAGCCGAGAAGAUGUUGAAGUGGCUCCAGAAAGUCUUCAAUGUAUCCGCCGACGGCAACAUUUGCCAAGCAGACGGACCAGAUGGCGCGCUGAUCAGCACCGUUCAGUCCAAGAAUCCUGACGUCCUCUCAUUGGACCUGACCAAUGCCUUCAAAAUCAACAAGGUGGUGAAAAUCUUGGUCACGGCCAUGAUCACUGACGGGACCUACGUUGAAGGAGCUGGGUUCGUUGCGACGCUGGGGGAGAACACAGAUAUCUAUUUGGAGCUCCAGCUGGACCCAACCAGGUCCGUGGUGGAUGUUUACCAACCUCAGAUGGGAUUGCGCACCACGGACAUGGAGUCAAAGGAAGCUGUUGAGAGAGGCGCCGGGGAUGGCUGGCUCGAUGUUCUGCCCAUGACGCCGUGCCCACCUCCGCUGGAAGGGAGCGUGGUCGUGGAUGCUUCACCGCUCGUGGCGAAGCUCUUCUACACCUUUCAGCUCAGCGCCAUCAGCAGCUAUCGAAUCAUCACUUCACAGGCCUAUCCAACGAAUUUGGAUCUCACCGUGGAAUACCUGAGCUCCGUCCCAAUCUCCUUAGGUUUCUCAUUGCAGGUGCUCCCUAACGUUACCAUGCCCACGCGACCUGCAGAUGACCGACUGCUUUAUUUCACUUCAGAUUAUACUGACAUUGGAUAUCACUUGGCAGACCGAAAGACUUUACCCAGUGAGGCGGUUGAUCGGCAGACUUCGAUUAUUUGGCGCUGGGAUCUUUCAAAGUUGGCCAACCGGACGAUCAGGAUGUACGUGGAUCCGACAGUGCCCAGUCGUUGGCGGACCUGGAUCAAGGAGGGUGUUGAGGCAUGGAAUGCCGGCUUCAAACUCCUUCACAAGCGAGCUUUUGUCAAGGCGAUUUUGCCGGGAGACGCUGAUUGGCCCGACGAUUAUGACUUGGCUGACGCUCGCUGGAGCACCAUUUCAUGGUCGAUCUCUGACGAGAUUUCCAGCGAAGGAGAUGCUAAGAUUGAUCCUCGCACGGGAGAGAUCAUCAAGGCAGACAUUCGAAUGGGUGAAGGUUGGGUUUGGGCAUGGCUUCAAGAGCUGGAUUUGUUGGCCCCCAACAUGACCCAUGCACAGCGCUUGGCCUUCCUGGCAGAGCCGAGGUCUGGCCUGCGAUCUCCGGCAAAACAGCGAAGGCAGCUAAAGCCAAGGCAUAUGCAUGCGAGGCCAAAAGCGCAGAAGGCACAGGCAACUCCUUCCAAAAGCCAGGUGGGAAUCCAUGGCCUUUCGAACUCCUUGCUGUUGGCAGCAAUUGGGCCGCUCACUGCUGCACAGCUCGAGGUAUUGAUGGGACAAGGGCUUCGAAGCGUCAUCAUGCAUGAAAUGGGGCAUAUCCUUGGCUUGAGGCACAAUUUCAAGGGCAGCACUGCUAUCAGUCAGCACUGUUUGCAGAACAUCACCUGCACUGGAAUCAACAGCAUCUCUUCAAGUGUUAUGGACUACUUGCCGAUGAAUCUCCCCAGGAACAAGACGCCAGUCCACAUAUUUCCACCAACCAUUGGCGAGUAUGAUCGUUUGGCCAUCCUCUACGGAUACGCCGAGUCUGAGACAGCUCCGCAUGAUAUUCUUCUGGAAGCCGAAGCAUUCAACGUUUGCUACGAUGGCGAUGUAAUGGGUGAAGAUCCCUAUUGCAUGAUGGAAGACUUGGGAGAGGACCCAGUGGCCUACCACGAGGACCGGAUCCAGCGCUUGGCCGCCGCUCAGAAGUCCUUGCACAAGACGUUUGUGCAGGUCGAUGGCUCCUGGCGGCAAUAUGGAGCUGCGGUGAAGGCUUUGAUGAGGGAAGCCCUUUUCACUGGAAAGAGCUUGGUGCCUUGGAUAGGCGGCAUCGACAAUCGCUACUUGCACAGGGCUACAAACUGGAAUGCAGCGCGACCACGGCGACCAGUGCCCUUGGCCCUUCAGCGGCGGGCGCUCGAAGCGCUUUUGACCUUGUUGCGGCCCAGCCAAGCAGGGCUGCUGCCUCCUGUAGAGGCCAUGCCCUUUGUCGUGGAGGGGAAAGUGGAUGAAGUGGAGAGCAUCGAUCUCGCCCAAGGAAGUGAGCACUUGAUCAAGAAGUUGCUGACUGGCCUCCUCUCUGCCAAGAAGUUACUCCAGAUUCGGAAGCAGGAGCUCCUGCUGGUGGAAAGGAACGUCUCUGCACAGCCUGUGCUAACGGUUGGGGACUUCCUCACCAGGAUGAGUGAUAGCAUUCUUGGUGGUUUUCAUUUGAGACUGGACAAAGCACCUGUUCGAUCCACUGUGGAAAUGACGCUUCAGUUGGAGUAUGUUCGCCGCAUGACGCAUCUCUAUUUGAGCAAGGAGCUCCCAGAGUCCUUGGAGGCGCAGCUCCUGCUGCAACUGCGACAGCUCCGGGCCGACACUCGAGCGGCGGAGCUGCGCCUGAAGGCGACUGAGAAACAACAGCCACCAGUCUUGGAGGCUCAUCUCGCUUUGCUCAACCGUGAACUUGCCGCUGCUUUUUGUCCGGCAGAAGAGAUCCAUUGCGUUCCUCCACGUGUGCGAGAGACUCUGAAGUCCUCAUCACCAGAAUGUGGCUUCGGAGUGCUCGCGAUGACUGCUUUGGUGGCGAUGGCCUUCCGAUUCUGA
Messenger RNA from Durusdinium trenchii, 2832 nucleotides. The record is from the annotation of a GenBank genome assembly. Lineage: Eukaryota; Dinophyceae; Suessiales; Symbiodiniaceae.